GAGCCCCUCCCUCCCUCAUCCAAGCCCAACAAGCAAGCAUCCUCCUCCUCCUCCCUGUCUUCAUCCUCACACACGGAUGCCCUCUGCUCAAAUGAGCAAACGCACAAACGUCAACAUUUCUCUUAAUUUCAUUCUUGGAUAAAUAACGUGCGAUGCCAAUAUCCGUCUCCCCGCUAUCGUGUUGACAACAAAACGACGGAAUACCAACAAAAGGUACACCAUCUGCCUCUUUUUUUUUUUUUUUUUUUUUUUUUUAAUCCUCACAGCUGUCAACAUGAUGCCCGCGUCGUCUUCUUCCGCCUGGCCGGGAGAGGAGCGACCGUCCCUGCUGGACCAGGAGGAGCCCGAGCUGAGCCAAGUGUCUGUGGCCAUGCCCUGCCCCUCCCUCGGCGUGGGCGAGCAGCUCCCGUGCGGCGGCGACGUCGGCAGCAGCAGCAGCAGCAGUCCGGCCGGCGCCGGACCCCCACGCAGCAAGUCCAAAGGCGAGCUGGUCAUCGUCAUUAACGACAAACUCAGGAGCAGUAACGGGGCCCUCGCCGGCGACGGCGCCUCCCCUGUGGUCCCGUCACCUCCUCGACGCCAGCACUCCAUCUCGUACCCGCACCACGCCAAGACCCGGAAAGGCAGCCGGGCGGGCUCCAUCGGCUACACGGCCUUCUCGCCCAGGCCCUCGCUGUCUCGUCACUCCAGCAUCGCCACCAACCCCCCCUUGGACCGCACCAAGGUGAAGGACUACCUCCUGCUCUCCGUGCUGGCCUGCUUCUGCCCCGUGUGGCCCAUCAACAUUGUGGGCUUUGUCUACUCCAUCAUGUCCAAGAACAGCCUGGAGCAAGGGAACCUGGACGGCGCCGUGCGUCUGGGCCGCGUGCCAAGAUGCUGUCCAUGGGUCGCUAGUGGGAGGGAGUUCAUUUCAUCGCCUGCAUUGUCAACCUCGCCAUCAAUGUGAAAACCUGAGUUUCAUCCCGCGAUGAAACGGGAUAAGGCAGCCGCAUCCCGACCGGCCCGCACCUGCACCGCCUGUUUUUUACCAUCUAGUUGUUACCUGGAUGUGCGACUAAAACCAAACUCAGCCACUUAUUUUCUAGCCCCUCUGAUCUUAGAGAAGUCUGUUUUGCUCAUGGAAGACAAGAUGCAAAAAAAAAAGGGGAGGUGGGAGGGAUUGGGAACGUCCGCCAGUUUAUUGUUGGAGGAUGGAGACAAACUGAUUGGUCCCUGAAGUCGCAGUCGAUUGGACAUCUCGGCUGCGGCGAUCCCAGGACGCGCUCGCAAGCAUGUCAAAUCCCCUCUGAUACACGGAGACACUCCACUCGCCCCGCCCCGUCACCAUCUCAACCCUGGAGGACAAAACGUCUCCAUCACCCUGUUCUGAGACUGCCACGAUAACACGGAGAGAUGAUGCGAGUCUUGUCUUGCAAAGUAAAAGAGAACAUAAGUGCCAAAAAAAAAAAAGUCUCAAUUGUUAUCACAGGGCCAAAACAUUCCGCAAUCUUCUUAACGCUGCCACCUUUUGAAGCACUGUGAGUCACACCAUUGAAACUGUAGCAACGGACACGCUCGGGACACAUUAGGGACACCUGCGAUAUUCCAAGGACAUUCCGUAUGAGCAAAGAUUCAAUCUUUUUUUUUUUUUUGUCAAAUCCACUUGAGCACAAAAAACAACUCAAUUUGGUUCAAAAAAUGACAACUAGUAUAACCACUACUAAUUAAUUAAUUAACGUGUUGGUAUCUGUGGCUUGCUAGUAACAUGUAUUGAAUGUCCUGAGUUGAUGCAGGUGUCCCUAACAAAGUGGCCAGUGAGCGCGCUUUAACAUUCAAAUUGUGUCGGUCACAGGUUAUCUUUUGGUAAUAUUUGUACACGAUCUCGUGUGUGUGUGGGUGCGUGUGUACUUUGUAAACAAAGGAGUGGCGGGUGAUUGCCAUCCACGUCGUGAGCGUAGCUUGCGUGCGCUGCUGCUCGGUCACGAGGUAGCUUUUUAAAGAACGAUGCAUUUACAUUGCAAACGCCCAUGAAAUUAUUUCUCGGCUAUACGCAGUCAUGGAGACGUUCAGCUUGGGUGAAAUCGGUCUGUGCAUGUUUUGCCGAGCUGUGAUUGCGUAUUUCUAUCUUCUACUCGUGAGGCCUGCACUCACUCUGUUGUGUAUUCCUUCCUCCUUUACCUGCCAUUGUCACUGUGAUGCAAACCAACUGGCUUCUUACCGACCUUACACAAUCGACUCCUGCCUCCUGUCAAGGCCAACAGCCCCCCCCCCCCCCCCCCCCCCCAUGUAUAUUUGAUCUAGUAAUCUUGAGUUGUAGCGGUAUAUUCUGCUGAUAUAAUCCUCAAUGAUCGUGAUAUGACUAAUAGUUGACCCAGCCGUCCUAUUAGCAGCUGGCUUCUGUUCUGAUUAUCUUGUAGUGACUGGCAUGCCGUGGGAUUUUUUCGGAUUCAUGUAUGAACCACGAAUUGUCACUUUGGAAUAUUAUACUUAUGCAGUAUAUUUAUAAUAAAGACACAAUGCAUGCAG
Syngnathus acus (greater pipefish) is the source of this 2505-nucleotide messenger RNA. RefSeq names its product proline-rich transmembrane protein 2 (gene prrt2). Lineage: Eukaryota; Metazoa; Chordata; Actinopteri; Syngnathiformes; Syngnathidae. The transcript is spliced from 5 exons. The coding region runs from base 275 to 946 and encodes 223 amino acids. Gene Ontology annotation, cellular component: membrane. The record is from RefSeq and is a predicted model, not a curated record.